Messenger RNA from Eruca vesicaria subsp. sativa (arugula), 1293 nucleotides. NCBI's taxonomy places the organism in Eukaryota, Viridiplantae, Streptophyta, Magnoliopsida, Brassicales, Brassicaceae. The record is from the annotation of a GenBank genome assembly.
AUGGCGAUUGACUAUUAUCAUACUAUUUUGUCUGUUUUCGAAGGCCUCAGAACGGCAAAAGUAGUGGUGUUAUGGGACAUGGUGGAAUGUCCGAUCCCAGACGGUAUGGAUGUUGUUUCUGUGUCGAAUAACAUAAGGCUUGCCCUUAAGAAUGCGGGUUAUCAAGGUGAUGUAGACAUGAAUGCUUUUGGUGAUGCCUUGCAGCCCCUCGAUGGAUUUUUGAAAGCCAAGGUCUCGAUAGAUAACUUACCCGAAGGAGACGAAGAAGAGAGACGUCAGAUGAUUUUAUCGCACUUCCUUUGCAAAGCAGUUGAGUAUGGUACACAAGUCAAUCUUAUGCUAAUCAUGGGAGACACCUCAGGGCAUGACCAGUUCAGCAACGCUUUUGAUCUACUACGAAGAAAACGAUACAAUAUUAUCUUAGCACAGCCUAAGGACUUACCAAUGCUGAUAAGUGGUUUCGUUUCUACAACAUGGCUUUGGGACUCCUUAGCAGCUGGAGGAAAAGCUCUCAGAAGCCUAAAAUUUGCUGAUGACGAUAUUUCUGCUAUGGCUACCAGUAGCUCGGCCGAAACAAUCAUCUUCUGGGACAUCUCUGGAUGCCCGCCCCCUUUGGGUCACAAUGUUCUACAUACUGUUGCAAACAUUGCAGAUGCGCUUAAUGAUAUGGGUUACGGUAAUCUGACGUUCAACUCAAUCCGUCUUUAUUGUGAUGUAUUUAAGAUGGCGGAUGAUGUCCAUUGCGAUACCAUUAUCCCGAUGCUACACGGAUCAACUGAAGAGGACAGACGCAAGAAGAUUUUUGUGGACUUUAUCUGCAAGGCUAUUUGCCAUCUUGACUCGUUGAAUCUAGUGCUAAUAAUGGAGGACAUCUCACGACACCCGGAGUUCCUCCAUGCUUUUAAGUUUUUCAAAGGGCGAAAAAAUAUUAAAAUUCUUUUAUCACAGCCACAGCCUGAAAAUGUAUCAGAUGAGCUACUUAGUUCUGUCGAAUCUGUAUGGGUUUGGUCAAGCCUAUCUCUCGCAGGAUGCGCUAUAGGUGAGGAGGAGGAAGAGAAGGAGGAGGAGGAGGAGGAGGAGGAGAAGGAGAAGAGGAAGGAGAAGAAUAAGAAAAAUAAGGAGAAGAAGAAGAAGAGGAAGGAGCAGAAGAAGAAGGAAGAGAAGGAAGAAAAGGAAGAGGCUGGUGAUUUCGUUGUUACUUUACUACUCUGGUUAUUCCAGUGUUCGAAGAAAUUUCGUAGUCACAUUGUGAUUUCGUUGUUACUUCUUUUAUGUGUUAUUAACUAUAAAUGA